Lineus longissimus is the source of this 1866-nucleotide messenger RNA. RefSeq lists its product as uncharacterized. The transcript has 4 exons. The record is from RefSeq and is a predicted model, not a curated record. Bases 1 to 1866 code for a protein of 621 amino acids. Lineage: Eukaryota; Metazoa; Nemertea; Pilidiophora; Heteronemertea; Lineidae.
AUGGGCGAAGAACCGGUCGCUUAUCGUUUACAUGUCCAUCUGUUUGGUGGGGUGUGGAGCCCCAGCGCGGCUAACUUCGCUGUGAAGCAGACUGCUCUCGAUCAUCGAGACGAAUUCGAUGAUAUCACAAUUGACAGCAUUAACAAUAGCCUUUAUGUUGAUGACCUGUGUAAGUCUGUGGUGUCUACAGAAAUAGGCACCGAACUGGCUGAUCAGCUGUGCAAGCUGCUGAGGCUUGCUGGUUUCCAUCUCACGAAAUGGCUCAGUAAUGAUCGGGACGUUAUUGGGUCGGUGCCAGAAGAGGACCGAGCACCAAAAAUCAAAGAUUUGGACCUAUACAAUUCAAAUAUACCAACUGAUCGUGUUUUGGGAGUAGUAUGGGACCCUGAGGCUGAUUCCCUCGGAGUCCGAGCCAAGGUCGUUGAUAAACCCCUAACGCGACGUGGGGUACUCAGCGUUGUUAGUUCCGUAUAUGACCCCAUGGGCAUCGAAAGUCCUUUCGUCUUACCUGCAAAAGUGCUUAUUCAGGAACUCUGUCGCCGAGGGGCUGGAUGGGACGAACCCCUGUCCGAGUAUGAAAUUAUAGAGUGGGAACGCUGGAAAUGUGAUGUGAGAAAACUCCAGAUAUUUUCUGUCAAUAGGUGUUUCCAUCCUUGUGAUUUUGGUGAAGUUGCCAGCACUGAGCUUCACCAUUUCUCAGACGCCAGUGAGAAAGCCUAUGGAUCGGUGUGCUUUGUUCGCCAAACCAGUCACAAUGGUAAGAUUCAUUGUACCCAUGUGUUUGCCAAGUCAAAAUUGGCACCAUUGAACAGACUCACGGUACCCCGUCUCGAAUUGCUCGCUGCAGUCGAGGCAGUGAAAAUUGAUCAAAUGUUGAGACAGGAACUGGAUAUUCCGAUCACAAGCUCAACAUUCUGGACUGACAGCAUGCUGUGGAAUCGAUUGCGACGUGCGACUGCCUGGAUGUUACGGUUUAAACAGUUGCUGCUCCAGAGGGUCAGAAAAACGCCUGACCAAAUGCCCGGUGGCAGUCUCACCGUGGAGGAGAUCAAACAGGCUGAAAUCUCCAUUGUAAGAUACGUUCAGAAAUGCGAGUCUUCGUCCGAGCUGCGUGAUCUUCAGAACGGGAAGCAGAGCGUCAAGAAUUCUAGUCCGCUGUACCAAUUGGAGCCAUAUUUUUAUAGUUCUGGAGUCAUGUGUGUCAGGGGCAGGAUUGAAAACGCUCCUGUCCCUGUAGGACAGAGACAUCAGAUGAUUGUGCCUACGGACUCUUAUCUGGCCACCCUGCUGGUGCAGCACAAUCAUGAAGUAGCAGGACAUGCUGGUAGAGAAUAUGUGCUGUCUCUGCUGGUACAGAAGUUCUGGCUCCUGAAACCAAGGAACAUGGUGCAAAGGGUUCUUUCUGACUGUACCCACUGUCGCAGGAAAAAGACCCGUUUGAUGAAACAGCGCAUGGCAAACUUGCCAUUGGAUCGUGUAGUGCCAUAUGAACCCCCCUUCAAGUACAGGGGAAUCCAGUGGGUUUUCAACCCCGCAGCAGCCAGUCACUUCGGGGCCUGCUGGGAGCGUCUCAUCCGGAGUAUUCGUUCGACGUUGACAUCUGUUAUGAACGUGCCUGCCGUGAAAAACCAAGUCCUCGGCGAUGAGGAGCUCACAACGUUCAUGUGUGAAGUCGAGUCUAUCGAUGAAUCCACACCAAUGCAUCUGUGGCCGCUCGCCAGGGUGGUGGAAGUUUUUCCAGGCAAGGAUAAUCUGGUCAGGUCUGCUCGUGUCAAGACCAGGACCGCCACUUUGACCCGUCCAAUUCACAAGCUAAGCCUCUUGGAGUCUAGUGAGGAGAAACAGGACUUGGAGGACGAGGCAUAG